GACGUGAGAGGGGAGGAAGAAGACGGGGAAGAAGAAUAAGAAGGGGCAGGUGAGGCGGUGUUGAAAGGUGAAUUCGAAUUAAACAAUGGCCAAGGAUACGGUAAUAGAGCUUCCUCCUCGCGACGAUUGCUGCCCCGUCUGCCAUGGCGAUUUCAACCUCCCAUGCCGCACCUCUUGCUCGCACUGGUUCUGCGGAGAGUGCAUAUUGCGUGUAUGGCUUCAUGGAGAUGCAACAAAGCAAUGCAAAUGCCCAAUGUGCUGUCGUCAUUUUUCCAGUCUGGCGCCCGUUCAAGCAGCAUUUGACCGUAGCCAGAACCCAGAAUCAAAUAAAAUCAUGGAAAAUGUGAGAAGGUACAACAGGUUGCACAUUGGGGGCAUGCAAGGUCUCAUGCAGAAAUUUUUUGAUCUCCCAUUUUUUAUUCGGAUGGCUCUACAAGAUAUGAUGGAUCCUGAUAAAACAAGUUCUUACUUGACUAGAGUUCGUCUCUUUGCAAUGGCCCUCGGCAUGAUGUAUGUGCUCAACCCAUUCGAAUUUCUUCCAUUCGCUAAACGAGACAUAUUAAAUUUGUUUGACCUCUAUGCAACGACAUUUGUCACUAUCAUCCACGUCAUCGCGCUGUGCCGUGCAAGGCGUGUAAUCAGGCGAUAAAGUCCUUUCUUGGACAGCAUGCUUGAACAGAAGACAAAGAAGGGGUGUCUGCCCCAAGCAGCUGAUUUGCUCUGCACCCUGCAGGUGCUAUAAUCAUCGUAGCCGUUAUGUGCAUAUUAGGUGCGGUGAUAAAACAUGAGCACUAUGUCUUUGACUAGGUUGCUUAAGAGAAACAAAUGGGAUUGCUUCUAUCAGUCCCCGUGAUUUUCUACUCAUAGGUUGUAUAUAAAUUAGCACUAGCUUUGGAAAAAUCAUGAGGCUUGUUUCUUCUUAAGGCUGUUUGUACUUUUGAUGACGGUACGCAUACAUGUUUUGUUUGGAUUGACCGUGCAUAUAUGUAUAUGGAUUGAAGUUUGUAAAUUUCAGUACGUGACUCAUUUCUUGAGUGACAUUUUGUUUUGCCUGAA
Molecule: messenger RNA, 1056 nt
Organism: Neltuma alba
Lineage: Eukaryota; Viridiplantae; Streptophyta; Magnoliopsida; Fabales; Fabaceae
Product: E3 ubiquitin-protein ligase RNF170-like
Exons: 5
Coding region: 86-649 (187 amino acids)
Molecular function (GO): ubiquitin protein ligase activity
Source: RefSeq, a predicted model, not a curated record